AUGGAGACAGCGAUCAAUGACAUCCCAACUAGGGUAUUGAUGGAUUUAAGGGUCAUUCAUAACUUCCUAUAUAAAAGGAAAGCUAGCUGCCUUGCAUUAAGGCUGGUCUAAAUCAACAACAUGAUCAAAGUUGUCAACUCAAAAGCCUAAGUAUCUGUUGGGUUAGCUUGAUAAGUGAAAACUCAAAUGGACACAUGGAAAGACAAGUUUGAUUUUCUGGUCCUAUGGAAGGAAAACUUUGACAUCAUCUUAAGUGUGGACUUCGCAAUCAAGGCAAAGGUUAGAUUUUUUUUCUGUUGUAAUAAAUUAAUUAUCUAUAGAUAAGAUCAGUCUUAUGUUACAUAGGGAUCUACACAAGAGGCAAAAAAACCCCAACUGAUAUUGGUCAUACAAUUCAAAUUCAAUCUUUGGUGGACACCAACACAUUUCUCAUUACCUUACAAGAAAUAUGAAAGGAAGAAAAGUUGGUGGGCCAUCAUCAAAUACCGUCUAAGCAAGAUAUAGAACAUAUUAUUGAGUUGUUAUUAGGAGAAUGUCUUUCAAGUAAGACCUCAUACAAGAUGCCUCCAACACACUUAAAAGAGUUGAGCAAAUAGUUGUAAGAAUUGUUAGGAGCUGAGCACAUUCGUUGUUCACAUGCACCAUUUGGUGCACCAGUUCUUUUCUAGUGGAAUAAAGAUAGAAUCUUUAGACUUUGUGUGGAUUCUAAGACCUUGAACAAGAUUACGGUGAAGAACAAGUACCCAAUGCCUAAUGUGGAGGACUUAUUCAAUCAACUUGGAGAGGCCCGAAUCUUCUCAAAGUUGGACUUAAAGAGUGGCUACCAUCAAGUCUGAAUCAUUAGGGGUGACAAAUAGAAGACAAUGUGUGUUACAUACUAUGGGUCAUAUAAAUUUAUAGUGAUGUCUUUUGGGUCAACAAAUACCCCUACCACAUUUUGUACACUCAUAGAUCACAUAUUUUGAUCAUUUUUAGAUAAAUUUUUUGUUGUAUACUUAGAUGACAUCUUGGUGUAUAGUCAUACUAUGUAGGAAUAUUUGUCAUACUUAUGAUAAUACUUAAAACCUUGAAGCAUAAUAAUAUAUAUAUGAAUCUGACAAAGUGUGCAUUUGCCAUUAUAGAAGUCAAAUUCCUUAGUCACAUAGUUGAUAAAGAAAGAGUAUAGAUGGAUCAAAAGAAGAUGAUGGCAAUUGAAGAAUAACUAGUGCCCAAAGGAGUGACCGAACUAAGGUCAUUCUUGGGACUUGUAAAUUAUUAUCACAAGUUCAUACUGCACAUUUCUCAAAUAACUACACAAGUAACAAAGCUCCUCAUGAAAGAUCAAAAGUGGGUAUUUGAUAAGUCUUCAUUAUUAUGAGUUAAUAGUUAAUAAAUAAUAUAUUUUAAAUCUUAACUUAUGAUAAAUAGAUUUAUAUUUAUGUUAAUUUAUAAAAAGUGUUUUUAAUUAGUUAAUGUGAUUUUUUUAUUUAAUUAUAUAAUUUUAUAUAAUUUUUAUAAUCCUAUUUUUGAGAUAAAUAGAGAAAAAGAAAAAAAAAAAGAAGGACCCAUUGGCUAGCUAGGCUCGCUAGUAGGUUGAAAACAUAGUCGAGGUGGAGCCAUGAGCAAGGGCUCAAAUAGCUAUGGACUGAUGGGGGCACGUGUGCAUCACCUCCCUUUCAUGUCACUAGUGGUCAACUAACUAUGGGGCAAGGAAUAGUCAUACACACGCGAGGAAGAGACUCAUUGAUUCCAAAUCUCACGUUACCAUAUAUGCGUCUCAACUCCAAAGUAUAAUAGAUGUGGGACUAAACCAAUAGUCACAUCUUUUUUGGAAUAUUUUCAAAGAUUUUAAUACCAAAAAUACCUGUUAUAUAACAACGAGAUAUCAUGAUGAUGUUACUCAAUAAGGGUAUUUGAGAACUUAUUCCUUCUCUCUUAUGUAGGUAGACAACCAACAUAAGUUCAAAUCUCACCAAAGCUAAAACUCAUAUUUUUAUUUGAUUAAAUCAUGACUUUCUUGUAGAUCAUCGAUGAAGGAUUAAGCCACUAGAGUCAUUUUAUCAUCGACGAAAAUCUCAUCAAUGUGAUUUAUGGAGUAUUGUUACUAAAAUUAUUAAAUGAUUUGUAAUAAAAAGAUCAUGAAUCUAUUAAGUAAAUCAUCUCUAAUUGAUCAACGAACAAGUCAUCAUUGAGAAGAAGAUGAUCUGUUAAAAGACGAGUCAUCACCUCUUGAGAGUGUACUAGAUGUGAUGGAGAGCCUCCUCUUAUUGCACAUACUUAAGGAUGAAGCACCCUAACAUGCGCCCCACCUCCAUCUAGCUUCUCUCUAUCAAGUGACUAUCGUCAAAGAGCUGCAAAGUUACUAUUUUUCUACUUUGUUGAGUGACAACUGUUAGAGAUGAUUCAACAAUUCAAUUCAUUGAUCUCUUAACUUUAUAAGAAUAUCUAGAGAUUGCUCACAUCAUCCUUGUCCAAUCUUCUUGAACACUCAAGAUUUUAGUACAUUAUUGACGUAUUCUUGCUAUGACUUCGGAACUUUAUUUUCUUAUUUUUAACUUAGUUUUUAUUUUAUUGAGUGAUAAUUUAUGUGAUUUAAAUUUAUCAAAUUAUUCUUCAUUUAAUUACAAUUCUUUUAACUUUUACAGAUCUUAAUUUGAUCAAUUAAAUCAUUUGUAGUAAUUUAUAUAAGAAUCACCAGACAUAAUUUUAUUUUAGCCCAAUUCAUGUUCAUUGGUUGCUGAUGUCAUCAUGAUGUUUACACUCUUAUUUUUCUUUUUUUGUGAAUUAUAAAUAUAUUUUAUUUUUAUUUCUUAAUCUAAAAUUCAUAAAAAAUUGUAUUCUUUGAGGAAAAUUCUGAAAAAUAACCUGAUAUUAUAUUAUAUCCCUUUGAUCAACUUAUAAAAUUUUCACUAUUUUUGAAAAUUUUAUUGAAAUAUUUUGAUAUAUUUGUUUAGAAAUACUUCUAAAUAUCUAAAAAUUAUUAUUUUCUAGUUUUAUAAAUUUUAAAUUUACGUGAUUUACUAUAGAAUGAGUAAGUCAUGUUUAUAAUAAAUCACAUAAAUAUCUAUGUGCAAUGGUCACAAAGAAAUCAGUGCUUCAACUCUCAAACUUAAACAAGUCUUUUAAGAUAUAUAUAGAUAUAUCAAAUUGAACCAUUGAAGGGGUCUUGAAGAAAGAAGAACAUUCGAUUAUAUUUGAAGGCUAAAAAUUGAGCAAUACAGAAUAACGCUAUUUGGUACAUAAGAAGGAGAUAAAUUAGUAGUAUAGACAAUAGUGGUACACUAUUUAUGACUAUGAUGACAAUACCUUUUAGGUAAUUUUUUUAUUGUCUAUAUUGACAAUGUUGCCACUAGUUGUUUUAACUCCCAAAAAAAAAAAUUAGCUAAGUAUAACUUCUCACUCAAAUACAAAUCGAGGCAUACCAAUGUGGGUAGUCCUUGAGCUAACAAGUACCACAAAUGGAAUGGUUGCCCUCUCAACCAAUACCAACAACUUACUAGAUGACAUACAUGCAACAUAUGACACAGAUCUAAUAGCCAAACAUCUCAUCCAACAAAUAGAGAUGGGAGAAACUUGAUGAUUCCGAAUGGAGGAUGGUAUUAUUUAUCUAGAAGGUUAUCGACCCUAUGUAUUGUAGAGAGGGCAACUACAAUGACGAUUCUUGUGGGAGACACAUGAUACACUUCAUGUAAAACAUCCUAGAGAGUAAUAGACACAAACUUUGUUAGUUGAUAGUUGCUUUUAGCCUAACAUAGAACAAGAUGUGGAAACAUAUGUCCACUCAUGUCUGAUUUGUCACUAAGACAAGGUGAAAUGACGAAACACUACAAAAACAUUAGAGCCCUUACCCAUACCAGAGGGAUUGUGGGAGUCUUUGUCCAUAUAUUUCAUCACAUGCCUCUCAUAAGUGGGUGAGCAUGAUGUCAUUUUGGUGGUGGUUGACAAGUUUUCCAAAUAUGUGAUGUUUACACCUACAUGGUUUGAGUGCAAGGCAAAAGAAGUGGCCAAAUAGUUCUUGACACACAUCGUCAAGUUGUGGGGUAUACCAUGAGAUAUUGUCUCUAAUCAUGAUCCAUGCUUCAUGGGAUGAUUUUAGUUAGCUCUCUUCAUCUCUCUUAGCAUAGAACUUAACUUCUCCAUUGCUUUCCAUCUAUAGAUAAAUGGUCAGACCAAGAGAAGAAAUAAAAUGUUAGAAGAUUAUCUAAGUCAUUAUGUCACUACAUGACAAGACAAUUGAGUUGACCUAUUUGAUGUCACCCAAUUCGUCCACAAUAUUUAAUAGUGCAUACCAUAGGACACUCACCUUUUGAGUUAGCCAUCAGCCAGCAACCUCUAACACUCCUAGAACUUGUCAAACAACAAGGUCUAAGGUAUUUGUCAACUGCCUACCACUUUGUCAAAAACCACAAUGACCUCAUUGAAGAGGUUUGAGAAGCAUUAACAAAGGUAACUUAGAGGAUGAAGAAAAAUCACAAUCAUUAUCAAUGAGAUGUUGUGAUGUGAGACCAAAGAGAAAUAUCAAUACUAAAAAAAAAGUUAGGAUUUAAGAUUGUCCUUGGCUAACUUUAGGAGGAAUAUGAUUACGCUAAUCUUGCUGAUUUAAAAAAAAUUAAGAUCAUAGUUACUUGAGAAGAACCACACUUUUAAAAAUUCAGAUAAAGUUUUAACUAAGGGUGUUUAAGAUCACUGAUAAAAGGCACAAAGAGGGCUAUCAUAUGAUUCACUUAGUUCUUAUAAGGAGUAAGGAUAUAAAAUAAUAAUCACUCUACAAAGAGACUCGAAAUCAACGUAUCUUGUCAAAGAAGAUUCUUAAUUGAUUUUUUUGAUUCUAGUGACUUGAGAUCCACGAGCCUUGUUGAGAAUUUUCUAAUAGGUGAUGAUUUAGAAAAAUGGAUGAUUUUAGCUAAGUAACUAAGGUCCACAAAGUAUUUAGAUAAUUAAAAAUAUAAAAAAUAAAAACGGUGUAAAUGAGGAAUAGUAUGAAUAAUAGAAUGAAAUAAUGAUAAGAAGAAAGAAAAGGUGUGGAAAGUAAAAAGGAGCAGAAUGAGAGGGCAUUGGCAGGAGAGAGAGAGAGAGAGAGAGAGAGAGAGAAUGAGGGGAUACGUGGCGAUGAUGGGAGAAACAAAAAAGGGGGUUUCGGUGGGAGAGAGAGAGAGGGGCAUUCUCGUGAUGAGGGAAAUGUGGGCGAAUAAUUAAAUAAUACAUAAAAGGGCGGAGGGAGAAAAAGGUGGCGGAAUGAGGGUGGCAGUAGGAGAGAGGGAAAAGAGGGGUUUUGUGGCGACAAUAGGAGAGGGAAAAGGAGAGGGUUUGCGACGCCGAGGAGAUGAAGUGGCGGGGAUGCGAUAGACGGCAAGGAGCCGGAGUGGCGGAGACAAGGUAGACGGCGAGGAGGCGGGACAACGGUGAGGGGGCGGAUGGCGAGGAGGCGAGAUGACAAUGAUGGGAUGGCUGGUGAGAAGGGGAGUGGCGGCGACGGGCGGACGGCAAGGAGGGGAAAUGGCGACGACGGGGCAGAUGAGGAGGAAGAUGAACGGCGGUGUCGGGGUGGAUGACGAGGAGGCGGAACGGCGGCAACGGGGUAGAUGGCGAGAAGGGAGAAUGGCAGCGAUGGGGUAAAAGCCGAGGGUGACGUGAAGAGGAAGAGAUGGAGGUCCCCCUAAUCCAAGAGGGAGAGAAGAAGAGAGGAAGGCCCUAGUCCAAGAGACGAUAAAAGGAAGGGAGGAACCUUCAGUCCAAGAGGCAACCUUCUAAUCCAAGAAGGUAAGAUAAACUUCUUGAUUAAUUAUGUAUCAUUAUCUCAAAUACAACACAAGUCUUAGCAUUUAUAGAGGGAAAAAGAAGAGUGGUGGCUUUUCAUAGAAUAGAGAGAACAAAAAAGACGGGGUGAAGUAGACACCCUUUCCCAAGAGAUGCCAUGUGGCGCCUCUUGGUUGAAACGACGCCCGAUUUAAGGAGAGGAGGGACGUGAGGAUGGCAUGACAUCUUCUCCCCAUUCUUCUUCUUCUUCUUGUUGGACCAUCCUUUGUGGAUGGAUCCUCUUGCUUGCUGGUAGAGACCCAUUGAUCUUGAAUCCAAUAUUCCAUGUUAGAUCCAAUAAAGGAGGAAGCUGUUGGUUGACUUGGAGGUGAACUCUUCGAGGUGAAAUAACCCUAAUCCUUACACUUCUUCUUAGAAGGGUUGAUCUCAAAGGUUGAACCUCUGAUUGACCAUCUUCCACUAACUUGAGUUGACUUUCUUAAGUGAAAGAUUCUUCAUUGGAUUCGGUGAUCUCAUCAUGUUGAGUUUGUAAUAGGUAAUUGAGUAUUACUUUAUAUCUAUCUUACCCUCAAGAGCCUCCAACGAUAGAAAUGUCACAAUAAAUUAAUACUUUGGUUUGAUGGACCUUUCUAAAUUGUGGCUCGAGUAGGAGGUUAGCCUAUUGGCUCCAAGUCCCUUCACACCUUUUAGUGCACUCAGUUUUCCACAUCUCCAUAUUUAAAGUUCAUCAUGUAGAUGAAGAAGAACUAUAGUGGAACCAACCACACCAACCUCCGCCAAUGAUAUAGAUGUGUUACUCCACCUCAACAUUAGUUAUAUUUUAUCACCAAGUGAUUGAAAGGGUGGAUGCAAUCACAUCCACUAUAAAACUUUUUAUCUCAUUAAUUGCGUAGGACAACCAAAUUAG
Spirodela intermedia is the source of this 6643-nucleotide messenger RNA. Lineage: Eukaryota; Viridiplantae; Streptophyta; Magnoliopsida; Alismatales; Araceae. The record is from the annotation of a GenBank genome assembly.